AAGUAAUUCAACCAAGAUGGCAGCGUCCUUGAAAGGCAUGUUUUGAUUACAGUUGAGUGUCAAACACGCUGAACAGAUGCAAAUUUACGGGCUGCAGGACUUUCAGGAGAAGAUUUUGAGAGCGGAGCAUGGAGAGACGAGAGUUCGUCGCGUCCCUGGUGGCAGGAGGCUGCGCGGGGAUGUGUGUCGAUCUGACCCUCUUCCCCCUGGACACCAUUAAGACAAGACUGCAGAGUCAGCAGGGCUUCUACAAGGCAGGGGGCUUUAGGGGCAUCUACGCUGGAGUCCCAUCUGCUGCUGUCGGCUCCUUCCCUAAUGCCGCUGCUUUCUUCGUCACCUACGACUUCACAAAGUCCCUGCUUGGCGCUGGCAGAGUACUAGCAGCACCACACGUGGCACCUGUCACUCACAUGCUGGCCGCCUCGCUGGGAGAAAUAGUGGCUUGUCUGAUCCGGGUGCCCACAGAGGUGGUCAAGCAGAGGACUCAGGCUUCUCCCUCAUCCACUACCUACCACAUGCUGGUGUCUACACUCAGAGAAGAGGGUGUCCGAGGCUUGUACAGAGGAUACGGGAGUACCGUUCUCAGAGAGAUCCCAUUUUCGCUGGUGCAGUUUCCACUUUGGGAGUAUUUAAAGACUCUGUGGUCAUGGAGGCAAGGUCACACGCUCUACUCUUGGCAAGCUGCAGUGUGCGGAGCUUUUGCAGGUGCAGUAGCGGCAUUUGUUACCACUCCUCUUGACGUGGCAAAGACCAGGAUCAUGCUCGCAAAGGCCGGGUCGACCACUGCGAGCGGCAACAUCCCACUGGUGCUCUACGACGUGUGGAAGAGCCGAGGCAUUACAGGUCUGUUUGCGGGCAGCGUACCGAGGGUGACUUUCAUCAGUGUGGGCGGUUUCAUCUUUCUGGGAGCCUACGAGAAGAUCCGCCGCACGUUGCUAUAGCAGCACGUCCUCAGUGACUGUCCUGAGCCCUGACCUGUUGGAGGAGCAGCGGGAGGGGGAGAAGGAGCACCCUCGUUCCCCCGGUGGCCCUCCAUGCACCUCCACACUGCUGGCCCCCUCCUCAAGAAGCAAGAUCCACCUGGUGCUUGGAGGAAGAGUCAUCCGCGGGGCUGAUCGCAUUACCCAGUGUGCUGCAUUCCUGCUCAUCAGUGCCCUGCGGUAGUUGAGUUGAGCAGCCUGAGCUCACACUGUAACAGCACCAGCGGUUUGGUGAAAUUAAGCCUCACACAGGACUAGCAAUGCAGCAUCUUUACUGUUUAAUGUGUGUGUGACAGACUUAUGGUAUUAAAGACCGUUUCUUUUUAUGCUUUGAGUGUUUGGUGAAUCCUUAGGCUCCCCAUACAGGUUCCUCUACAUAGUUUUAUGAUCAUUUUCAGUGUUUUAUCAAUAUAUUUUUUCUCUCUGCUAAGCCAGGCCACCUGUGAUAAAGACCCACCUGGGAGAGCCGCAGUAAUAUCUCACUAUUGUUACAUUCCUGCUGGAGCACAACUGAGCUCAUCCACCUGCAAGAGCUUUCAUUUUAUACUUAAGAUGCCUACAACAAUAGAACACUUUGUUAAAUUCACAAGGCUUUAGUUUUAUUGGGAGUCUCAGGAGUCUUGCAUUAGUUUUUGCUUUAGUUUGGGUUUUUAUCUAUCUAUGUGUUUAUUGUGAAAUGUUUUUAUUAGGGGACUGGAAAAGGAUAUUUAGUGUUGCUAAUCUUUUACAAAACCUCCCCAUUCGUCCUACAUGAAGUGAAAUUAAUUAAAUGGGUGAUUUACA
Micropterus salmoides (largemouth bass) is the source of this 1763-nucleotide messenger RNA. It is a transcript of the gene slc25a26, whose product is annotated as solute carrier family 25 member 26. The transcript has 10 exons. Gene Ontology annotation, molecular function: S-adenosyl-L-methionine transmembrane transporter activity. The record is from RefSeq and is a predicted model, not a curated record. The coding region runs from base 129 to 941 and encodes 270 amino acids. NCBI's taxonomy places the organism in Eukaryota, Metazoa, Chordata, Actinopteri, Centrarchiformes, Centrarchidae. Gene Ontology annotation, biological process: transmembrane transport. Gene Ontology annotation, cellular component: mitochondrial inner membrane.